This is a messenger RNA of Parasteatoda tepidariorum (common house spider), 1663 nucleotides long. RefSeq lists its product as uncharacterized. Lineage: Eukaryota; Metazoa; Arthropoda; Arachnida; Araneae; Theridiidae. The record is from RefSeq and is a predicted model, not a curated record.
GAAAGAAUUGUAUUAAAAACCAACUUAUAAUGCGACUAGCGUGUUAAAUUUUACUAACUUUUUUUGAGAAGCCUCUGUGUGUAUAGAUAGAAAAGAUUUUUUUGCUGAUUUAAAAUUGUACAUUAAUCCUUUGUGAUAACCAAGCAGAAGUUAGGGUUAAAAUUUAAAGAGAAAAAUUUACGAAUUUAAAUAAUCGUAGUACUUUAAAUUUGCAAGUUUAAAAUCUAUUAGCACCUUGGCGAUUAUAGUUGGCGCAACAGAUCACCAUAUGGAAAUAUUGUUGACUCAUUCAAAGAAAAAAGGAAAGGGAUUUUACUUAUUUCUCACAAAUUUAAGUGGCUUCGUAAAUAAUAAUUCUACUGACUUCAUUAUAGAUUUGGAAAAAAAGUUUGGUGACAUAAAUGGUUAUGAAUUGACGUCUCUUUUUCACUUGUAUUAUACUGAAUCGAAUUUGCCCACAUUAAAAAGAUAAUAAACAUCGAGUUCAUAAUAAUUCCAUUUGUUGGGACGGUUUUUUUCUUUCUUUGUCAAUAUAAAUACAAGAUUUUAUUUUAAUAAAUAUUCAAUAUCCAAGUUCUCUUCGUUGUUAGAUUUGACAAGUAGCUGGAAUGCAUUUACAUGGCUUUGACCAAAGAGCAAUUUAUAAUACAUAUUACAGAAAAAAAAUCAACGUUGAUGGAUUCCAAUUUUCUUUUAAAACCAGAUAUUUCUCUGAAACUCUGUGGAACACUUGGAUUUUUUUACUUAAUCAUUGCACUAGCCACUUCAAUAUUUCAGAUGCUCCCUUUAUGUAGAUUUUAUUUAAGUGAAAAUGAAUGGUUUGCCACUUUGGCAUAUGUGACUUUUUUGAUGUCUUACAUAUGCUUAUUUUUUGGAAGAGAAAAUAAAUUCUUACAAAAAUUUUUAAUGAUUGCUGUUAUGCUGCUUCAGGCUAUAUCAACUGCCUAUUUUGUUUUACUGCAUAAUGCUUUAGGUGUUCUUCACUCAUUAGGAUUGACUGCAUUUAUACUUUUAACGGUCUGCUUUUUGACAUGUCUACUGCAGAGAUGCUGUAAUGUAUUCAAAAUUGUGAUACUAUCUAUUUUGCUUGCUAUACCAGUCGCAAUAUUAUUGCAAAUAUACAAGGUGUGAUCCCCCAUUAAAAGAGAUAAUUUCCAUAAAAGCUUUUAUUUUUAUAGAAAUGGAAUCACAAAUGCUUGUUGAAAGUUAAGUAUACCAUCUUUCUACCACAUUAUAUAUUUUAAUAAGAAAAUGAAAAAUAUUGAAAACUGCCUAGUUAAAUAAAUAAUAUUUUUUCUUUUCUGUGGGCCUUUUUCAUGUGCUACCAUUAAGGGAUACCAGGGAGUGUAUUUGACUAGUUUUAGGAUGAUCCAUCUUGUUGGCAGUUAUUCCAACUGGUUCUCUGUAUAAACUCUAUGGAGGGUUUCUUGAUCUUCAUCUAGAUUAUUAAUCUAGAAUUAAUCUUGUGUAAAUUAAAGUACUAAACAAAAUACAUGAAAAAUAAUGACUGUUUGAAAAAAAUAAUAUGAUUUUUCCCCCAUCUCUCAAAAACUUCAUCAACUUUGCGUGGAGAUGAUGUUCAAGAUGAUAACCUUGUUAACAAUUGUCUUUCUUGUUUGUUAGUUUUAUUAGUGAAAUAAAAAUUUUUAAUUUGAAAAUCAUA